Aspergillus terreus NIH2624 is the source of this 498-nucleotide messenger RNA. RefSeq lists its product as uncharacterized. Lineage: Eukaryota; Fungi; Ascomycota; Eurotiomycetes; Eurotiales; Aspergillaceae. The transcript has a single exon. The record is from RefSeq and is a predicted model, not a curated record. The coding region runs from base 1 to 498 and encodes 165 amino acids.
AUGCGUUUCUCUAUCACGGCUAUUAUAGCUAUGGCAGCUGCUGGCGCCAUUGCCACUCAGGAUGACCACUUCCAGGCUAAGAUAUGCCCACAUCUUGACACCCAAGACCACGGCUGUAUUCGCUAUACCCGGGGCUUUGAUGUGACUGGGGUCCUUACAACCGUGGAGCUGCCAGAUAUAAAAUAUGCAUGCGAUUGUGUUCAAGCCUGCUUGGAUAGGCCAGAUACUUGCGCUUCAUAUGUAUGGAAAUUCGAUGAGCCAACAGCCAACCGCCGCACCUGCACGCUGUAUUCCAACUUCAACCUUCCAUCUGGCGUCGAUGUCCUUUACAACCCCACUGAAGUACCAGGUGUUAACCAGGGCCUGAAUCCGAUCUCCGACAACCCUCAAAUCGGUGGCCGCGUCCCGAAAGCUACAAAGAACAACGGCACUGAGUUCGACGAUGAAGCGAUUUCUGGGCCUGUCUGGCAACUAGAAGGUGGCAAAGUCCAAUGUUAA